This is a messenger RNA of Penicillium argentinense, 5421 nucleotides long. It is a transcript of the gene utp10, whose product is annotated as snoRNA-binding rRNA-processing protein UTP10. Gene Ontology annotation, cellular component: 90S preribosome; t-UTP complex; small-subunit processome. NCBI's taxonomy places the organism in Eukaryota, Fungi, Ascomycota, Eurotiomycetes, Eurotiales, Aspergillaceae. Gene Ontology annotation, biological process: maturation of SSU-rRNA from tricistronic rRNA transcript (SSU-rRNA, 5.8S rRNA, LSU-rRNA); positive regulation of transcription by RNA polymerase I. Gene Ontology annotation, molecular function: snoRNA binding. The coding region runs from base 1 to 5421 and encodes 1806 amino acids. The record is from RefSeq and is a predicted model, not a curated record. The transcript is spliced from 4 exons.
AUGGCUUCCUCUCUCGCCGCGCAGUUGUCGCAAAUUGCGGCUAAGUCGACCAACGAGCUUGACCUCAAAUCACAGCGAAUCUCGCACUCGCAGUCGCUGAUCUUUGACCGAAAAAUCGCCGGCUCGCAGGACUUCGACACAAUCUAUGAUAUUUGCUAUGAAGGAUUCCGGGAGCUUUGCUCCUUGGAUGCCCGGUUCGAGGAGUUUGCCCGUACGAUUUUCAGUGAGCAAAGCAAAGCCGAGGAUCGAACGCAGAUGAAUGCUGCCCAGAACAAGGAGCUGGAUUCUGUUAUCGAGGCUUUUCUCGCACUGGUAGGAGGCAGGCUGCAAUUGAGCCCGGCGGUAAAAGCGGUGGAUUGGCUAGUGAGACGGUUUAGAGCUCACGAGUACAACACCGCAUAUGUCCUCCUCACGUUCUUGCCGUAUCACACGACCCCACUCUUUUUGAAUCUUCUCUCGAUCUUGCCCAACAAUCUCACGCCAACAUUCAAAGUACUAUACCCAUAUAAGACAGGCUUGGUCAAUCCGCCACGCCACCCCAUUGUGCACAGUGCAACUACAAACAGACAAUUUUUUGCGUCAUUGAAUCAGUAUGUUCUCAAUGUCUGUCGCCAGCAAGCUCAAAGCCACGCGCUGCUUUCCUUCUGGGCUGGUAUCGUCACUGAGGCGAUAGCAAACAUGCUGGACAACUCUCGUUCAGGCCGGAAGGAGGUCGAGAAGCAAAAGCACGAGGACAUUGUUCUCCGAGUUCUGCCUAUCUUGAGCGACGCAUUCGCCAUAAAAAAGAUCUCAGACUUGAUCAUCGGUUGUUACAUGAUUUCAGUCGUCUUGGCUCAAAAGGCUGUCCUUUCUGAAGAUGUUCUGAAUGGCCUAAUGGAAAGCGUUGUUGUCUCGUGGACUGAAGAGACGCUUGGCUCGGGUCUUGUUUGCCUGUCCGUGUUGGCGCAACAGAAACCAUCCACUGUUCUCCCGAAGAAGGUGUUCAAGGCUAUCACUCGCCUCGGCAAUCCCAUGAUUCAGCUAACUGAAGUUGCCUCCCAAUAUCAAACUUCCAAAUUGUUGCUUGGAUUGGUUUCGGGAUGUGUCAGCGACUUGGACAAGCAAAAGGACAACGCACGCCUCGAGCUGCUUUCGUCCAUCUUUGCUUCUGCUAUUUUGCAAGGAGAGAACAUGAAGCAAGCCAUGACCCUGGUUCUCAAAGCAGUUGGCGACACUGACGAGGCCCGCGGGAUAUCACUGAAUGCUCAGACACAGCUUGCGGAAUUGGUUCAAGGAUUUAGUCGAUCUGAAUCAUUGCAACCUCUUUUCCACAAGGCAUUGGCUGAAUCCGCUCUCAACAUCCAGGCGGUCGAACACAACUUGCAAACUGUGGUUGAGGCUCCAAUCCCAUCCAUGGCUAUUGAAGACGUCGAUAUGGAGGAUGUGGACCAGGAGCCAGUCGACACCUUUACUCCUGCUCUGGUAUCACUGACCAACGAGCCUCUAUAUCCCGCAUCCUUCCUGAGCAGACAGUCGAUUCCUGAGUUCGACAAUCUAGUUCAGGUAUUCGCCCUGGCUGCAGACUCAGCUGAAAAUUUGAAUAAGUUCAGUGACCUGCCUAUCCUCGGCAAAACGAGCGUGGCUCAGAGCCCCCAGUUUUUAUCGUUUUUCACACGAGUGAUUUCCGGCCAAUACCCAAUUGGAACCAAGGUGGCUGCGUUGAAUGCUAUUUCGUCGGCCUUGUCGACUGUUUCUGGUCAACUUGAUCCUCAGACCCUUCUGCCAUUCCUUAUCAUUGCUCUUUCCGACCCAUCUGAACGAAUCCGCCGGGAGGCCACUCGUGUCCUAACAGUCAUUGAUGCGAUGUACAAGAACAAGACCCUCAAUGAUACUACCAAGCCAUGGGCUCACGACAUUAUCUAUGGCAAGGGCAAGCAGUCUACUGCGAUCGCAUGGCUUUCGAUUUUUGACGUACAGAAAAUACUGGAUCGUGCGUUGAUUCCGGAAUUAGAAGAAUACAUCCUUGACCCCAAUCACAUUGGCAAGGUUGUCGACGCUACUUUACGGGGCACAGUUUUGUCGGAAUCGUCAGGUGCUACGGAACUGAAGAAGUCUCUCCGACUUGACCUCUUUUCUUUCCUGUGCUCUCACGUUAUCCGAAUGCCUGUUUUUGCACCCAAGUUUGCUCUACUCCGUCUGCUCAAUGAUGUCAAGAAGGUUUCUGGAACUACUCGUACCAAGGAACUGCUUCCCCUUGUCGAGGAAUGGCGCAGCCUGAGCCAGAAAGAAUUCGAUGAGAUCUGUGCAAAGGAACGUCUCUCUACUUCUGAAACCGACCGACAAGUUGUCAAUAUCGUGUCUCCGAAGGAGGCUGAUGCCAUCGACAUUCUUCUGUCUCAAGUCAGCCCUAGCCCCGGUUCUCUGCGGCCCUCAUUUGUCGUCGCCGGAUUCUCUCGAAUGAAGGAGAUCUGGACCAAGGUUCCCGAGGAAAACCAAGUGACAGCUGCCGAGAAACUGCUGGACAUCUCUCUGGGUUUGGCAGCGGGAGAGGCUUCUCUGGCUGAUCACUCUCGGGAUGUCCUUCGCAGUGUUGAAUUGUCUGGCUCCAUCCUGGUGAACUUUGUCAAUAAGAUUCCUGUUUCGUUGACGGAUAUCGAAGCUAUUGGACCUGCGCCAAAGCGGAGGAGAACAAGUCAGAAUAACAUGGUUGCUAUGACUGUCAAGGACGAGGCAGAGCUGAGCAAGCUGAUGGACAAGAUGACUUUCAUCCUCGAAGUGAUUGAUAGCUCCAGCCCUGACUCUCAUCCAGAGCUGGCUGAUGGCCUCUUCCAGACCCUUGCUGCUCUUCACCACUUCAAGUCACAGAUUCAGUCGGGAAUGAGCUAUCUUCUCAGCCUGACCCUUGGAAGCCUCUUGGCCAUUGUCAACAAGUCAAAGAGCUCUUCUAAGCCGCUGUUUGACACAUCAGCGAUCCGUGCUGACUUGGUUGUGGACUGCGUACGUACAACAGACAGCCCUCAGGUGCAGAACGCUGCUCUUCUCCUUGUAGCUGGCUUGUCUGUUAUCGCCCCCGAACUUGUUCUGCACAGUGUGAUGCCAAUUUUCACAUUCAUGGGAUCCAGUGUCCUUCGAAAGGAUGAUGACUAUUCUGUCUCUGUCAUCGAUCAGACCAUUGACCAAGUUGUCCCUGCGCUCAUUCAAUCUCUUCGCAACCAGAAACGCGAUAUCGUUUCGGGAACUUCAGAACUCCUGCUUAGCUUCACUGCCGCGUUCGAGCAUAUACCUUCACACCGUCGACUCCGCCUAUUCCAUGCGUUGAUUAGCAAAUUGGGGACCCAAGAUUUCCUUUUCGCUGUUCUUGCAAUGCUUGCGAACCGUUAUUCUACCGAUAAGGAUGUCCUCACUCUGAUGACUGGAGUGGCUUCGGAUACCACUGCUGUUGUUGAGCUCACAACCUACAGCAAGUAUCUCAACUUGGUGAUUGACUCAUUCAAGCCCAAGCCUACCAUAUCUCAGGUGCUCCUGGGUAUCGGGAGUGAUGAUGGCCGGGAUCCCCAAAAGGUUGCUGUUGAUUUGCUUCGCGAUCUUGCCCACUUACUCAAGCACUCUUCUCUUAAGUCGAAGCUUGAAGCUGCUUUCGAAACCGAAGGACAGAUUGCGGAUCAAGUCCGUGCCUGCUUCUCGCGGGUUCUUGAACAGGUUCUGGCUAUCAUUGACUUCGUCAAGAAUAUGAAACCCGUUAGCCAGGCCAUUGGCGAAGUUUUGGGCUCUCUGCUGGGUACAUUGUCUCUGGUCGACUUCCUGGAUACUAUCGAGGUACUGCUCCAGGGCCCCAACAACGAUCUUCGUCAAAAGGUUCUCCGCCUUCUCGAAAACCGUCUCCGACAAGUGCCGGAGCGAGACGGCGCUUCCCAGAUCCGGGUUCUGGACUUCCUGCCUACCUUGGUCAAUACCGUCCAAUCUUCAUCGGAUGCCCUUAUCAAGCACGCAGCCGUUGCUUGUAUCGACCGUAUUACUGAGAAGUACGGUCGCAAGGACCCGUCCAAGGUUAUCAACGCUGCCAAGGUGGUCGCCAGCGCGUCUUGCCUUGGCCAGUCUGACGAGCGCAUUCGCAUCAUGGGCGUGUUGUGCCUUGCUUCCAUGGCGGAGGUGCUUGGCCAGGCCAUGAUUCCCGCUCUCCCCGACACCUUGAGCCAGUCUCUGAGCCUGUUGGAGCUCAGCUUGACCCCCGAGAAGGAAAACGCCCGCCUCCACGAUGCUGUCUACUCGCUCUUCUCAGCUCUCCUUGUUAAUCUUCCCUUCAUGAUCUCCGCUGUUCAUCUGGAUAAGAUUCUGUCUCUCUCCUUCAAGUCUGCUGAUGCGGAUCUUGAGGACAGCAGCGAUGAUAGCCGAAUGGAGACCCUACGUCUAAUGGCGUCUCGCAAAAUGGAUCUCAGUGCCACCCUCGGCGCGAUCGAUCGUAACUGGCAACAGGCUAUCGAGGCUGGGCCCGUUGCUACUGGCGAACUUUUGGAAGUUCUCGGGCUUGCUGUUGAGAAAAACCCCAAGUCGGUGGUGGUUAACAAUGUCAAUGUUCUCAGCAAGAUCCUCUUUAAGGCGUUUGAUUUGCGCCGCGGACAGACCGCUGCUGGCGACGCUGCUAAUUUUGACAAUUCCGACUUGGACGAGGUGGAGACUUCCCUUAACGAUGUGACCAUCAAGAUGAUCUACAAGUUGAACGACAGCACAUUCCGACCAUUGUUCCUCAAGUUCGUUGAAUGGGCUACGACGGGAGCACCCAAGAAAGAUGAGCAGGGCCAACUUUCUCGCCUCACCACCUUCUACAAGUUCCUCCAAGUGUUCUUUGGUACUCUUCGGUCAAUUGUUACCGGUUAUUCCAACUACAUUCUGGAGAGUGUGGUGCAGAUUCUCGACUCAGCGAACCCAUCCAAAGCCACUCGCGCUCUUUGGCUCGCGACUUUGCGCACCCUGCGCAAUUCGUUCGAGCAUGACCAAGAUGAAUUCUGGCAAUCUCCUUCGCAUCUUGCCAGCAUCUCUGGCCCUCUGAUCUCGCAGCUAGGCCACGCAACCACUUCCAAGACCGCGGACCUCGUCGUGGCCGAGGUUGUGCCUGCUAUUACCGAGCUGGCUGUUGCUGCUGACUCCACGGAUAACCACAAGGAGCUCAAUAUGGCUCUGAUGAAGUUCCUCCGCCCUUCUUCUGCUCCCAACGCGAAAUCCACUAGUGGCGAUAACCCUCUUACUCGUCUCGCUGCCUUGAAAACCGAGCAGGCUCUCACUGAGCAACUUGGUGAGGAGUGGCUGGCUUUGCUUCCGGAAAUGUUGCCUUACAUCAGUGAACUGAUGGAGGAUGAGGAUGAGAGUGUGGAGAGAGAGGUACGCAAGUGGGUGAAGCAGAUUGAAAAUGUUCUGGGUGAACGCCUUGAUGAUAUGUUGACUUAA